AUGGACAAAGAAGUCCAGCCCAGUGGGCCAAUUAGAAACAUAAAGCAUUUGGGCUUUAUAAUUGUAGGACUUUACCCCAAAGGGAGCCCUUCCAGAAAUUCUCGAAGGCCGGGCUUGAACCCAGGCCUAAGAGGGGGUUUGGAAAUAGUUUUCAACCAGCAAUAG
Molecule: messenger RNA, 165 nt
Organism: Cucumis melo (muskmelon)
Lineage: Eukaryota; Viridiplantae; Streptophyta; Magnoliopsida; Cucurbitales; Cucurbitaceae
Source: RefSeq, a predicted model, not a curated record